Molecule: messenger RNA, 3583 nt
Organism: Trichomycterus rosablanca
Lineage: Eukaryota; Metazoa; Chordata; Actinopteri; Siluriformes; Trichomycteridae
Product: nuclear factor 7, brain-like
Exons: 7
Coding region: 712-2355 (547 amino acids)
Molecular function (GO): protein binding; zinc ion binding
Source: RefSeq, a predicted model, not a curated record
UGCAAAGUCCACCUUGAAAUAAAGCAGCUCGGAGAGGAAAUUUAUUCAGCUUUAUUACUGAAAGUGUUUGUGGACACGACAGAGUUGUUCUAAAACUGGGGAUCAAGACUUUACAUGGAGUCACCUGAGAUUUUUAGGAAUUGCUAACAAAAAGGUCUAAGUAAAAAAAUAUAACUUAUGACAUUUGAUAAUAAUUAUUUACAUUUUUGAUGACAUAAUUUGGAACUUUUAUCUUGUUCAUGAUAAAUUCAGCUAUGUAAAGUGCAUCAGGAUAACGAUACGUGUCCACUUGUGGCUGAUGCUGCUGGUCGUGUUUGUGAGGUUUGGCUGGGUUUUGUCAUGACGAAUGAAAAGUUCCUUUUGUAAAACCCUUGCUAUAAUUAAAUGUGUUGAAGAACCCCUGUGUACUCUUUUUCUUUUUCAUGUGAGUUUGUCAUGUGAGUAUGAAUAUGAUAUGUUAAUAACAGUAAUGAAAUACAUUUGUAAAAAAUAUUAAUACCAAAAAAAAGAAAAUAAUUUAGCUAGCAUUCUGCUGAAUUUGCCCUUCUUUACAAUAAUGCACUAAAAUAAAAAAGCCCACAUGGUGCUGAGUGUGGUAUUGGUAGUUUAGCAGAAAGUUUGAGCCCUUAACAUGUGGUCACUGGCCAAAUAUUUUAAGGACCUCUAAAAUAUUGUCUGAAAUAAUUAUUCUUCUUGUCUCUCUCUUCAGUUAUGGCUUUCUCCAGUAGUUUCUUGUCUGAAAAUCAGCUCCAGUGCUCCAUCUGUCUGGAUGUGUUCACUGACCCAGUCUCUACUCCAUGUGGACACAACUUCUGCAUGAUCUGUCUCAAAAAAUACUGGGACACUAGUUUAAUCUGCCAGUCUCCAGUUUGUCAAAAGGAAUUCCCUAAAAGACCUGAACUUAAUGUAAAUACUUUCAUCUCUGGUCUGGCUGCUGAGUUUAAGAAAUCAGUUCAGGUGAAAUCCAUUAGCGCUGCAGAACAACUUCCCUCCAAACCUACAAAUGUGCUGUGUGAUUACUGCACUGAGGAGAAGCUGGAGGCUGUAAAGUCCUGUCUGGAUUGUGGAGUUUCUUACUGUAACACUCAUCUGAUGCUUCAUAAAACUACAGCUAAACUGAAGAAGCACAAACUGAUCGAUCCUGUGCAGAACCUGGAGGAUUACAACUGCCAGAAACAUGAGAAACCUCUGGAGAUGUUCUGUAGAGAUGACCAGAUGUGUGUAUGUCAGUUCUGCAUGGAGCGGGACCACAAGAACCACAGAACUGUUCCUAUAGAGGAGGAGAGUGGAGUGAAGAAGAACCAGCUUGGUGAGACUCAAGCAGAAGUUCAGCAGAUGAUUCAGGAACGACUGAAGAAGAUCGAUGAAAUCAAAACCUCUGUAGAACUCAAUAAAAAAAACACAGAGAAGGACAAAGCCGACAGUAUGAAGGUGUUCAGAUCUCUGAUGAGCUGCAUUGAGAGAAACCAGGCUGAGCUUAUUAAAGUGAUGGAAGAGAAGCAGAGAGCAGCAGAGCGUCAGGCUGAAGAGUUCAUUAAAGAUCUGGAGCAGGAAAUCACUGAACUAAAGAGGAGAAACACUGAGCUGGAACAGAUCUCCAACAUUGAGGAUCAUCUCCACUUUCUAAAGAUUUACCCGUCCAUGUGCAGUCCUCCACCCACCAAGAACUUGACUGAUACCAAGAUUAACCCUCAUCUGAAUGUGGAGACUCUGAGGAGAACUUUGUCUCAGCUUCAGGAAUCUCUCAACAUGGAAAUGGAGAAGAUUGUUGAGAUCGAACUGAAGAGAAUUCAACAACAUGCAGUGGACGUGACUCUGGAUCCUGAUACAGCUCAUCAUUACCUCAUCCUGUCUGAUGAUGGAAAACAAGUGAAGCAUGGAAAGAAACGACAGAAUCUCCCUGAUAAUCCAGAGAGGUUUGAUUAUUGUGUCUGUGUGCUGGGAAAGCAGGGAUUCUCUUCAGGAAGAUUUUACUAUGAGGUGCAGGUCAGCGGAAAGACAGACUGGGAUUUAGGAGUGGCCAAAGAGUCCAUUAACAGGAAGGGGAAGAUUAAACUCACUCCUGAGAAUGGAUACUGGUGUAUGUGGUUAAGGAAUAAAACUGAAUAUGAGGUUGGUGAACAGGCUUCCCCUGUUGUCCUCACACUGAAACAGGCUCCUCAGAAGGUGGGGGUGUUUGUGGAUUAUGAGGAGGGUUUGGUCUCCUUCUAUGAUGUAGAUGCCAGCUCUCAUAUCCACUUUUACAUUGGUCAGUCUUUUACUGAGAAACUCUAUCCGUACUUCAGUCCCUUUCUUAAUAAUGAAGGUAAAAAUUCAGCACCACUGAUCAUCAAACCUGUUAAACAAUCUGAUUGAGAUUUAUUUUCUACAAAAUUUUAUAAAUUAAUAAAAAAUUUAUAAUUUAACACUCUCUGAUAAUAAAGAACUGGAAUUAAGAUUAAAGAUACAGUGUAUAUGGUGUAAAAAUAUAUUUUAAAAUAUCCGUAAUUUAGUGUUUCUUAACUGUAAUAAUUGAAUGUUGUCACGUGGGAAGAAAGGACGCAAAUGCAGAAGUAAAAUAAUAACAAAAUAUUUUAUUUAUUUAUUAAGGAUAACAGAAAGAUAAACAGCUAACAAAAAACAGAACACAAAAACCCGAUCGGAAACUCCGACGGAGCUGCUGACGCAACUAAAUGAAAAAUAGUCAAAAGAAAACCGAAUGAAGAGAGCGGGACGCGAACCCCGAUCAGCCGCGUGACAGCCGGGAGCGUUACCACCGCGCUGAAGCGGUGCUGGGAAACGGGAGCGCGAGAACCCCUAAAACGUUUAGGAGCGAGGGGAGAGGAGGGGAACUCCGAGGAGCGCUAGACCCACCACCGCGAUUAGCUAUAGCAGUGAACGGUCGGCGCGCUCUGGGUCGCGGAGCUGACACACACCGAUCUGAAACAAGAAAGAAACAAAUAGGCAAAGAUAGACUGCGGAUUCGAACCGGGGAUAUCUGGCACUACAACCGCUUGCUCAACGGAGUCGCCACCCAGCGGUUGGAGAAUCCAAUGUUCAAAUUAACUAAAGGCACUGGUGCCAAAAUUACCAUCAGCGCUAAAACUGCGCUGAGUGAAAACCGCUAAUGCUAAUGCUAGCGCAAAAUGAACUGCAGUACGAGGACUGCGCGGCGUCGCACCACACUAUAUCUAAGAGACCAAAAGAACAUACCAAUUACCUCAAACCUUGCGGUUUUACUUACCCGAAUGGCAUACGCCACCAGGGCUACCAGCUAAGGCUACGAACGUGUGGACGAGCUGCCACCACGGACCGAAAACAAACAAAGGUGCGACACCCGCUGCUGUGUGGAGCUGGCUUAAAUAGUCAGCCCCACAGCUGCGGGUGAUCAGCACUAAUUGGGAGGCCUGGUAUAAGAGGCCUUUGUUUUCUGAGCUCUGUAAUGUCUGCUUCGCUGGGAACCCGGGGCACGUUCACCAGCUACCACAGACCUCGUUAUAAAUGUAAUAAUUUUUAUAUUUUAUAUGUCAAAUUUCUUGUCGGUUGUUUGGUGUGUGAAUAAAAUCUAUGAAUUAUUAAUAAUAAAGCACGGUAAGUCUUACAA